AUGCAAACAAUCAUCUACCACCCCACCUAUACCCAAUCCAUCCCCCCAGGCAUGGCAACAGGAAGCACCCUCCACAGCCACGGCCACUGGAUGCCCGAGAACAUGCACCUCCGCCGCGCCUGGCUCUCGCACCUCCUCGACAAGACCAAAGCCGAGAUCCCCCCCAAACUCGGCGCCUCCCCCAACCCAGUCAAAGCCUUCCAAGAGCUGAUCGAGAACGACUCCACCCUCUACAUGCUCGCCAUCUCCAUGUUCGACGAGAUCCCCCAAAAGGCACCCUACGACAGGGACCCCACCACCCUCAAGAAACAGGUCCGCAGCUACAAAACCAUGCUCUACCUCUUCUCCACCCUCCUCACCCAAGUGCCCGAGUACUUCCUCAACGACAACGAAGCCGGCGAAGACGCCAACAUCCCCAGCGGCCUCAUCGGCUUCCCCUUCAACAUCAUCCUCGACUGGCCCAUGGGCACCCCCAGCGGGCGACAAUUCUUCCUCGACCCGCGCGUCAACUCCCACCUCAAAGAGAUCCUCUCCUACUGGAACGCCUUCCUCCAAGAUCCCAAUGCAGGAACCUCCGAUCCCGCCGGAGGCAACAAAGCCCUAACCGCCGCAGGCUGGAGCUCCCAGAAGGCCAUCGCCCAACUCGAACACAAAGCCAACCAGUCCAACCCCCCCGGCAUGCCCAACAAACCCUUCACCGACCUCUUCGAGCACCCCGCCGGCGGCACCCCCCAAAACUUCUUCAACUACCCGCACUGGGACGCCUUCUUCACCCGCAAAUUCAAACCCGGUAUUCGCCCCGUCGACGACGCCGCCGUCGUCAACGCCUGCGAAUCCUUUCCCCUCGCCUUCGACACGGACAUCUCCCGCCGCUCGACCUUCUGGCUUAAAGACGCCCCGUACUCCCUCUUCGAUAUGCUCGGCGCCACGCACGACCCCCACGUCAAGACCUACGUUAACAGCUUCAUCGGCGGAGCAGUCUACCAGGCCUUCCUCAGCGCAGACUCCUACCACUGCUGGAACGCCCCCGUCACCGGGAAAGUCAUCUACCGCAACGUCUUCCCAGGCACAUACUACGCCGAAACGCCCGCAUCUGGUUUCGGCGGGUCGAGCGGGCCAGACCCCGCCGGCCCGGACCUAUCCCAGCGGUAUAUCACGCAUAUCGCGGCGCGGGGCGUCCUCGUCAUCGAUACGGAUAGAGAGUACGGUGGAGCGGGGAUAGGGCUUGUGGCUUUUGUGCCUGUCGGGAUGUCGGAGGUGUCGACUUGUGAGUGGGAGAUGCCGGGGACGGAUGUUGGGGGCGUGGUGAAGAAGGGGGAUGUGGUUGGGGCGUUUCAUGGGGGUGGGUCGACGCAUUGUUUGGUUUUUGAGAGGGAGGCGGUUGGGCAGUUGGCGUUUAACUCGAGGGCGGAGUUUCCGGAGACGGCGACGGUGAAUUUGGGGGUUGGUUCUUGUUUGGCGAAGAAGGCUUGGGAUUGGGCUUAG
Messenger RNA from Aspergillus candidus, 1485 nucleotides. RefSeq names its product phosphatidylserine decarboxylase family protein. The record is from RefSeq and is a predicted model, not a curated record. Gene Ontology annotation, molecular function: phosphatidylserine decarboxylase activity. The transcript has a single exon. Lineage: Eukaryota; Fungi; Ascomycota; Eurotiomycetes; Eurotiales; Aspergillaceae. Gene Ontology annotation, biological process: phosphatidylethanolamine biosynthetic process. Gene Ontology annotation, cellular component: mitochondrion. Bases 1 to 1485 code for a protein of 494 amino acids.